Molecule: messenger RNA, 939 nt
Organism: Ambispora leptoticha
Lineage: Eukaryota; Fungi; Glomeromycota; Glomeromycetes; Archaeosporales; Ambisporaceae
Source: the annotation of a GenBank genome assembly
AUGAGACAACUACCAGAACUGCCAAUCGAUAUCCUCCCAAACAUCCUAGACCACAUAGAACAAGACGAUGCUAACACACUUUUUUCUUGUCUUCUAGUAAGCAGAAUCUGGUGUCGUCUAAUAAUUCCAAUACUUUGGCGAAACCCGUUCAACUACGCCAACUACUUGAAAAAAGAAUCGAAACGUGAAGAAAAGCAAUCAAAGAUCAUAGAUGUAUACAUUAGUUGUCUAUCAGCAGAUGCAAAAAAACGGUUAAAAGAUCGAACGGACAUAAAAAUAUUACCUUCUUUGCCAUCAUCUAAAAGAUUUUUUAAUUACCCGAAAUAUAUUUCAUCGUUGGACGAUAGACGAAUUCUCUGUGCAGUCUGGGACUGGAAACUGAAACGAGAACCUUCAAUUGAUGGACAUGAUGUUUAUCAUUUACUGUUUGCCCUGAUUCGAAUGUUUGCCGAAGAAUCUCAAUCGUUGCAUCAUUUAUCAUUAAAUUCAUGUUUCUAUGAUAAAUCAAUGGAUCGAAAGAAAAAAUUUUCACCCAAAGACUCUUUUUCUUCUCUUUCUUCUUCCUCUGAAAAAGCAAUGAUAGAAACGACACAAAUAGUCACAAUUAUAAAGGCACAAGGAAAAUCUGGUUACCUCACGGAAUUCACAAUUUCCUCGUGUAAAUAUGGUCUCGACGAAAUAAUUGACGCAUUAAGAUCUGAUGCAACUGCGAAAUCACUUCGCAAUCUCACUUUCAUUGGAUGUGAUUUCGCGCAGCUGAGUAGUUCACAAAUUGUAACUACUGUAGAAUUUUUCUCGCGAAUGGAAAGUGUGUUGUUUCGCAUGUGCCAUGGGUAUAGAGGCGAAUUUUUGGAUAUGUUGGAGAAAAAAAUGAUUUUAGAUCAUAAUGUUGGUAGCGUUGAGACACGAGCAAAACCAAGGAAGGAAGCAGAAAACAGC